AUGACGCCGAGCGGCGCCACUACGGAGCUCUGCUCUGAUCCAUGGUACCAGCGACGGCUGGAGGAGAAUAGAACCGGUUCCAGAUGGUUCUGUCUGACAUGUUGUCCUGGUUCUGUCCCUAUAGAACCGGUUCCAGAUGGUUCUAACCGGUUCCACCUGCAGAUGGCAAUGGGCGUCCCAGACUCGGCCCUGUCAGCGCUGCUGUUGGCGGUGUUGCGGCGUUCCGGUUGGCUGGAGGGAACCGUGGUUCUGUGCCGGGGCUGGGAGGAGGCCCGCGGGCUGCUGAGGCGGCUGGACGGCGCCGAUGACAGCAGAGCAUCAUGGGACGGAGGCGGGCCCGGCUGGCGCGUUCGCGCCGUCUUGAACCUGACGCAGUCGGCACACGACGACACGCAGAUCCACGACUUCCUCUCGCGCCACUUCGGGCAGAACCCAGCGGUCCCGGCGGCCGUGCUGCUGUUCGGCGCCGAGCCGCAGUGCGCGGCGGCCGUGCUGCGCGGCGCCCAGGAUCUGGGCCUCACGCUACCCAUGAUGCACUGGGUGCUGGGCCAGCCGCUGCGGCCCGACGCGCUGCACGCCAUCGGCCUGCCGCUCGGCCUGCUGGCCUACGGAGAGGUGGAGCGCAAGCCGCUGGACUUCUACGUCACCGACGCUCUGACGCUCGUCAGCCGAGCCGUCGGCGCCGCGGCCGCUGUUAGACCGGACCUGGCGCUGAGCCAGAACACGCUGCGCUGCCACGACACACCGCCGCCCGGAGGGCACUUCCUGUCCAGGUUCCUGUCCAACACCUCCUUCUCCGGGCUGACUGGUCCGGUGCGAGUGCAUCCGAACCGCUCGGAGGUCGUGAACUCGCAGCAGUUCCACAUCUGGAGUCUGCGGCGGGACGCGCUGGGCCAGCCCAGCUGGGUAACGGUGGGCCGCUGGGCUGCCGGCCGCCUCACCGUGGAGGAACAGGAAGUGUGGCGCGGACCCAAACCUCGGCAGCGCCCCGAGGGGCCGGCCGGAGACACCCGGCGCCGCUGGAGGCCGGGCACGCCGGCCGCGGGGAGCUGGGUCCGCGUGGUCACGCUGGUGGAGCAUCCCUUCGUGUUCACGCGGGACGUGGACGACGAGGGCCGCUGCCCUGCCGGACAGUUCUGCCUGGACGCCGGCGCCAACAGCUCCGACGCUCUGGAGAGAUACUUCCGGGACGUGGCGGGCGGGAACAGCAGCUUCCUGCCCGCAGGGUUCAGCAAGUGUUGCUACGGUUACUGCGUGGACCUGCUGGAGAAGCUGGCGGAGGAUCUGGGCUUCCAGUUCGAGCUUUACAUCGUGGGCGACGGGAAGUACGGUGCGUGGAAGGGCGGGCGCUGGACGGGGCUGGUGGGGGAUCUGCUGGGCGGGCUUGCAGACAUGGCCGCCGCCUCCUUUAGCAUCAACUCGGCGCGCAGCCGCGUCAUCGACUUCACCUCGCCCUUCUUCUCCACCAGCCUGGGCAUCCUGGUGCGCAGCAAGGACACGGCGGCGCCCAUCGGCGCCUUCAUGUGGCCGCUGCACUGGUCGAUGUGGGUGGGCAUCUUCGCGGCACUGCACAUCACCGCGCUCUUCCUCACGCUGUACGAGUGGAAGAGUCCGUACGGCAUGACGCCGCACGGACGUAACCGCAUCCGUGUGUUCUCGUACUCCUCGGCGCUGAACCUGUGCUACGCCAUCCUGUUCGGACGCACCGUCGCCUCCAAGACGCCAAAGUGUUGGACGGGCCGGUUCCUGAUGAACCUGUGGGCCAUCUUCUGCCUGCUGGUGCUGUCCAGCUACACGGCCAACCUCGCCGCCGUCAUGGUAGGAGAGAAAACCUUUGAGGAAGUGUCGGGAAUCCACGACGCAAAGCUGCACCAUUCGUCGCGGGGAUUCCGUUUCGGGACAGUGAGGGAGAGCAGCGCCGAGGAUUACAUGAAGAAGAGUUUCCCCGAGAUGCACGAGUACAUGAGGCGCUUCAACGAGCCGACCACGCCACAAGGGGUCGCCACGCUCAAGACAGAUCCUCCCCAGCUGGACGCCUUCAUCAUGGACAAAGCUCUGCUGGACUACGAGGUCUCCAUCGACGCCGACUGCAAACUGGCAACUGUCGGGAAACCGUUCGCCAUCGAGGGUUACGGUAUCGGUCUCCCCCAGAACUCUCCUCUGACCUCCAACGUCUCGGAGUUCAUCAGCAGAUAUAAGUCGGAGGGUUUCAUGGAUCUGCUGCACGACAAGUGGUACAAAGUGGUUCCCUGUGGAAACCGCGUGUUCGCCGUCACUGAGACUCUCCAGAUGGGGAUCAGCCAUUUCUCGGGUCUGUUCGUGUUGCUGUGUGUGGGCGUGGCCGGAGCGCUGCUGACUCUCGCCGGAGAACACGCCUUCUACCAACUCGUCCUGCCGCACAUCCGCCGCCGCCAGAACCUCAAAUACUGGCUUCACACGUCACAGAAGAUCCACCGUGCUCUGAACAUGACAUAUGAAGACGUGAAGAAGCAGCGAGCUGACAAAGACAAAAGCUGUAACCUGGAGAAGUCUCAGCCCCCCCCGGGGCCCCCCGCCCCUCCAGCCCCCGGAGCCUCGGCCAAGUGGAACAACGAGGCCAGUAAGGACGCUGCCGCCACUGCCGCCGCUAAGGAUGCCCGAGACUUCAAGCGAGUCCACUUCAAUCUGGAGACCCUCAACACGCGCCGCCUGCUCGCUCGCAUCGCUACUUCUGAAGCCAAGGGAGGCGUGGCCAAACCUGACCGGGUGGGGGCAGCCACGCUGAGGGCGGGGCCUAACAGCAGACUGGGGGAAGGGGCGGGGCCUAACAGCAGACUUUGUGAGAACGGAGGACCGGGGGCUUCUCUGGCCAGCCUGGUGCUCUCCCUUCCCUCCUCCUCCUCCUCCUCUGCUUCCUGCUCCACCCGCCACAGUUUACCCAACACGUCUACGGCUGGAGCCCCGCCCCCAGCAGCUGGAGCCCCGCCCCCAGCGGCGAUGGAGCCGCCUCGGCCCGGCGAGCUUCAGGAGCUUCAGGAACAGAUCAAUGAAAUGAGGGACAAACUGAGGACGGCGUUAGCCAGGAGGGCCAACAUCCAGACUUCUCUGAACAAACCUGUUGCCACGGUGACAGACAACAUGACAACAGCAAUAGGAGCCACGGCCACUGGCGCCCCGCCCACUGACGCCACGCCCACUGGCGCCCCGGUAACACCUUUCCCUGCUAACAUGAAAAGCGUGACGACCAUGACGGACCCGCCUCACAAAGUCCUGUCCAAAGUCCGGCCCUUCCACAGCAGAACGACCAAUCAGAGGAGGUGA
Molecule: messenger RNA, 3300 nt
Organism: Perca flavescens (yellow perch)
Lineage: Eukaryota; Metazoa; Chordata; Actinopteri; Perciformes; Percidae
Gene: grin3bb
Product: glutamate receptor, ionotropic, N-methyl-D-aspartate 3Bb
Exons: 11
Coding region: 1-3300 (1099 amino acids)
Biological process (GO): signal transduction; monoatomic ion transport
Cellular component (GO): membrane
Molecular function (GO): signaling receptor activity; ligand-gated monoatomic ion channel activity
Source: RefSeq, a predicted model, not a curated record